AUGGAGAAGAAGGACGAAAGAGGGAAACGGAAGGCAGAGGAUCACGGUGCAGGUGUAUCGAGCCAGGCGCCCCUUGCGUCUGUCAGCGACGAUGAUGACCUCACAGAACUGCAGCAGGAGCUUCCAAGGCGCAGCAUUGGAGAUGCGGAGGAUCUGGCUGGAGAAGGUGUUGUGUUUGGUGGGCACGGUCAGGUCUGGGAGGUGUGCAGGGAAGAGCCUUCAUCGCUUCAGGCAGCAGCCUUCAGCCUCAGGGGGAAGCCAGCGGGUGAGCUGGCGUUUGUGGGGGAGCAUCCGCCAGUGCUGCUGACGUCAGCACAUUUUGGCCAUGCCUCCAAAAGCCGCGCAUUGGCAGGAGCCUCUGUGCUGGACAGCAGCUGCGGCCUCGUCAGGCCCUUUGUCCUUCACCAGUCAGGGAACACAGUCCAGCUCAGCGCAAUCGACAGUGCCAGGCAGGAAGCUCAAUCAGUAGUCAGCUUCCAAUUGCCGGGCCCGGCAAACGCCUCCUUGCACUCAUGCCGCAUUGCAGACGGGCCCAUGAUAGUUAUUCAGCAAGGGCAGCAAUCGCUCCUGGUGGGCUUCAGAGACCCAGAGGAGGCCUCUUGCCGCGCAACUUCAGCACAGGCUUCCAUGAUCGCGGGGGAGCUACAAUCGCAGGACGUCAGCUGGCAGGUGCAUGAGCUGCCGCUGCCAGGAGACUGUAAGCAGCGCUCCCUGCUGUGGGAGGCCAUGUCAGGGGGCACACAGCCGCAUGUGUGCGUCCUCAUGGGCUGCAGCUGUGGCGUUGAGGAAGAGGGACAUGCGGUGUUGGAGCUCCAGUACACUCCACAGCUCGGCUGGAGAGCAGAGCAGGUGGCUCAGUCAGCUUCAGGGCGGCUCUCAGCCGUCUGCCAGGUGCCCCAGGAAGCCUCCGCUGCACUGGCAGCUGGCAUCAGAACGCCCGCGCCGCGAUUCGCACUUGCGACCGACGCAGGAGAGCUGCUGGUGUUUGAAGCUCCUUCCGGUCAGCACCAUCUGAAGGCUUUGCUGCGCGCCCUUCCUGAACUCCUAAAGGCGCAGCCAGAUGCCAGCACAAAGAGCAGUGGCGCUGAGCGGAUGGUCCUGAGAGGUUCCCUGGCAGAGCGCAUGCAGUGGCCGGCGCCAGCCUCGGCACAGGGGCAGGAGCCCUCCUGCAGGCUGCUGGCAAGGGCCGGGCUGCCGCAUGUUGCAGCCCAGCUGGCAUUUGUGCCAGAUGGAAAGGCCGGUCAGCUCGUGGCGAUGUGCGCAGACAGGGAUCGGGCCAUGUGCUGCAUGGACUGGCCCCUGCUGCAGCAAGGGCCUCAGCUGAUGGGCAUCUCUGCCCUGGCGGCCGAUCCAAGCGGCCUUGGCAUCUUCAUCAAUGGGCAGGCGGGCUGGCUGGCGCCGGGACAGGCGCGCAAGUCUGCUGCAGCGUUCCUUGACGCGGGUGCUGCUGCUAAAUCGCCAGACAUCGUGGAGGGCAUGAGAAAACACGCCCUCAUGCUGCCCCGUGCAGUUGGAGCGCCCGGCAAGGAGGAGGCAAAGGCGGCGGAGGGCAUGCGUGCUGUGCUGGGCGCGCUGCGACGGCGGCUGGAGGAUGGCUGCCGCGCGGUGCAGGACGCGGAGCAGCUGGCCGCUCGUAAGGCCGCCCUCAUUUGCAGCUCGCUGCAGCUGCUGCACAACCACUGCGCCCGCACCUUCCGGCCUGCGCGCAGCACUCUGCAGCAGCCCGCGCCACAGACAGCAGGCGCGGCUGGCCGAUCUGCUGGCGGCAAUGAGCAGCAUCCCAGCAGGGGCGAUCAGCAGCCCUCUCAUGGAUCCUUCAAGCCCGCAUCAGCAGUUGACGGCACGACCGCUGCGCCAGCGCUUGUGUGUGAAGAGCUGAGCGCAGCUUUGGAAGGCGAAUGUUGUGUUGUGCACGCUCGGGUAUGGGACAGAUCUGGCACCCUCGACUUGCGCAGCGCACAGCUCCUGGCCUCCUUUGCGGACGGACCCGUCAUAGCGGCAAUGCAGCCGCCACAGGAUGCAACCCAGCAGCCAAUCUCCUCGCAAGGCUGGGACCCUCAGAGACAGCGCGGAAGCAGGGGCGGCUCUUAUCGUCUGUGCUCUCGCGUGGACAUCCAGGGGCUGGUGUCAGCGUCCAGCAGGGCCUCCUUAGACAUAAUAGCUGUAGUGUUCAUGCGGGCGGGCCGAUCAGCUGACAGUCAUGCGCAGGCAGCUGCAGGCAGGUCAGGCUCAGGGCAGGGUGUGACAGCUGUGCAGACAGGCCAGCACAUGCAGCACCUAGGGUCCUUGACACUUGAUUGGCCAGAGAUGCUGCGCCGUCAAGCGCGGACAAGCUCAGCUGCUUCUCUGGGCGCUUCAGCAGCGCCUGAGCCAAGGCUGGGAGCAGAAGCGGGUGACGGAGGUGCUGUGCCUGACAACUUUGAGCCUGAGAACGCAGCCGCAGGCAGCACAGCGCCCAUGAUGCAUCAGCAACCUAGAGCAGCCACAGGAGACGCACAGAGUGAUGCCCGACAGCAGGAGCAGCCUUGGCAGGUUUAUCAGCAGGCAUCAGCUGCACGCGGCCCAGAAAUGCCUAGUCAGCACCUGUCAGAAGCGCGCCUCUGCCUGGAAGCAGACCAGGGCAGCGUUGGGGAUGUGCCGAAGAUUUUGGAGGAUGCUCUCGGGCUACGAACAGAGUGGAUCACGAACGGCUCUGGCUGA
Messenger RNA from Coccomyxa subellipsoidea C-169, 2700 nucleotides. RefSeq lists its product as hypothetical. The record is from RefSeq and is a predicted model, not a curated record. Lineage: Eukaryota; Viridiplantae; Chlorophyta; Trebouxiophyceae; Coccomyxaceae. The coding region runs from base 1 to 2700 and encodes 899 amino acids. The transcript has 6 exons.